AGCUGCAUUUCUCAUCGUGCUAACGCCCAUUUUUAUUAUUUGGUCAGUGGCGCAUCGUGAAACGGACGUCUCUUACCGUGUGAUUCUUCUGGCUGCUUUUCUUAUUGGUGUUGUGUGUGCGCUGCUAUCGUAGGCUACUCUUACACCAUGGCCGCUGCUUUCCCCGCCCUCAGCGUCGGCUACCCAACCGCUGCCCCCGGUCCCAGCUACGGCGCACUGGGUGGCCAGUCGUGCGCUGCCCCGUCCAUGCCAGUCGCGGGCGCCUACGCCCCACAGGGUUACCAGGCACCGCCCGAGCUGCACAGCUGGUUCGCGGCGGUGGACCGCGACCACAGCGGCCGCAUCGACAUGAACGAGCUCAACCAAGCCCUCUCCAACGCGGGCUUCCGCUUCAGCCUCGGCACAACGGAGAUGCUGAUGCGCCGCUACGAUUUGGAUCGCAGUGGCACCAUCACGAUGGAGGAGUUUGCCCAUCUGCACGAGUUCGUCUCCUCGAUGCGGGAGGGCUUCCGCCAGCGCGACACGAGCGGCGACGGUCGAUUGGACGGGGCCGAGACGCGGGAGGCAUUCCGCCUGAGCGGGUUCGCGUUGAGCGAGGCGACGUUUCAGGCGGUGAUGCGGAAGUUCGACCGGCAGCGGCGUGGCAACCUCGGCUUUGAUGACUACAUUGAGCUCUCUGUCUUUAUGGCGCAGACGCGGGAUGCCUUCGCGUACUUCGAUUUUGAUCACGAUGGGACAGCCACGUUCAACUUUGACACGUUCCUUGGCGCGCAGGCAACGCUGCGGUAG
Molecule: messenger RNA, 789 nt
Organism: Leptomonas pyrrhocoris
Lineage: Eukaryota; Euglenozoa; Kinetoplastea; Trypanosomatida; Trypanosomatidae
Product: EF hand-like protein
Exons: 1
Coding region: 148-789 (213 amino acids)
Molecular function (GO): calcium ion binding
Source: RefSeq, a predicted model, not a curated record